AGAGGAGAAGCUCAAUGUGGGACAGCCAACACUGAGGUCAAGACCAUUGCCCCACCUCGGGCACAAAUUGAGGCUGGAGACCAGGAUUUAAGGAUCAUUAGAGAUGUCGGACUCCCUGGUGGUGUGUGAAGUGGACCCGGAGCUAAAGGAAACAUUGAGGAAAUUUCGUUUCCGAAAAGAGACCAACAAUGCCGCCAUCAUAAUGAAAGUGGACAAAGACCGGCAGAUGGUGGUGCUGGAGGAUGAACUCCAGAACAUCUCCCCAGAAGAACUUAAGUUGGAAUUGCCAGAGAGACAGCCCAGGUUUGUGGUCUACAGCUACAAGUACGUGCAUGAUGACGGCAGGGUGUCCUAUCCUUUGUGCUUCAUCUUCUCCAGCCCCGUGGGCUGCAAGCCUGAACAACAGAUGAUGUACGCAGGAAGUAAAAACAGGCUGGUGCAGACGGCGGAGCUUACCAAGGUGUUUGAAAUCCGCACCACAGACGACCUCACCGAGACCUGGCUUAAGGAAAAGUUAGCUUUCUUUCGUUGACCUUUGAGCCAGGGAUUUGGAAUCCUUACUUCUGAAGGCUCAGAUUGAUAGGAUAUGAACAUCCAAGAGCGAAAUAAAGGUUAAAAUUUCAGGAACUUAAUAACGACAUGGUAUCUGCAAAAUCUGAGCCUCUUUGUUGGUGCCGCCGGACAGUCCCUACAGUUCCAACUUUGGCCGGGAGGGGGCGGACGUUUCCAGCGAAACCAAGCUGGUCCCAGGAGAACAGACACCUGUUUCUCAGAAACCAAGGGAGGGGGGACUAUGGGGUUUCCUUGGAUGGAAGGUGGCCUGGGUCCCCUUAAGGAAUUUGGAGAAAUGUUUGAAUCAAUGAAGGGUCACGCCUAAGGGGAUAAAGACCCUCGAGAGGAGAGCGCGGGCACCCUUUUUCUCCACCUGUUUCCCCCGCUCUGGGACAAGAAGGCAUCUUUGGCGCCAAAUGCUACUUUUCUCAGCCCUCAGAUAGGAAGAAUUUAAAGGCCAAAAGAUGUCAAAAGAUCAAAAUGUAAUUGCUUCAGGCACUCAGGAGGAUGCUGAGGGAUGGAUGUUUUGAGGUUUUGCUAAGCUUGAAGGCCCAGGACUGUGGGGAGAGAGAAUUCAGAACUCUCAGUGAGCCCCAGAGGGCUUGAAGAGUCAGGGAAAGGAUACUCCCUAUACGCUAGCCUUUUUUCUUUUUCUUUCUUUUUUCUUGGCACAUCAGGGCAUUGAAUUUUCUCAAACCUCUGUUUCUCUUUGAAGGACAUGUGUUGAGCACCCAAGCCAUACAGGGCUCUGAGAUGGGCAGUCACCACAAAGAUGAAUCAUACUUUCUCUGCUUCUCCCAGUGUCUCCCAUGGCUCCUCAAUCCUCACACCCAAGGCCCCUGGAACUCCCUCCCUCCACCUCUUUCCAGGUUCCCCGUUGAGAGGUGGCCGUUGCCAUGGUAACAAUGACACAGUGACCUUGGGCCUGGGCUGUCCCUCCCCCAACCCUGGUGCUCUUAGACGAGCCUAAAAGGGAAUUCUAACCCUGCCUCUCCCUCUCAGCCUUCAGAUUCUUCCCCCCUUCAAUCCGUGUUCUUUUAUCCCCAGUCAAGACAAACCCUUGUCGAGAAGUUCUGCAUAGAAUAUCUCUAAACUGGGCUAUGGAGAAAUGCCCUUAGCUUUCCAUGUUCUGGGACAUGUGGAUCAAGCUGUCUCCGCCCUGCUAGAGGCUCCACCCCACCUAUGUUUCUUCUGAUCACAGCCUCAGUUCCCAAUGGCUGGAGGUGGGAAAGAGAGGUCUGGGGAUAAGAAGAGGCAUCGAGGCCAAGCAACCGCCGCUGGCUUGCCGAGAUCAUGGAACUUGUCACAACAGUCACAACCUCAAAUGCAUAACAGCUAACUCUCCCACUGAGCGCUUCCUACGAGUCAAGGAUCUGUGGGCACCAUACGGGCAUAGUUUAAUUAACCUCACUCUGAAGACAAAGAAACCGAGGCACAGAAGGUGAAGCCAUAGACUAUCCCAGGCCCAAAGACCACACUAUGGUUUUUUUAUGCAAGAACUCAACAGCCAUUUCUUUUCCCCCUCCAUCCUCACUAUCCUUCAGAGUUGAACUGGCUUUUCGGGUAGAACUGCAAAUAACCCAAUCAGAAAGGACCAUGUAGGUGACUCGCCCAAUCAAGAGCAAAUCUGGAAAGCAAAGACUAACCAAAGGGGCGGAGGGGUGGUUCGAUGGGUUCAGUCUUUUAAGAAGUACCAGCACCCUGAUGUUAACUUAUUUAUUUACUUUUUAAAAUUUUGAUGUAUUUUAUUACAUUGUAUUUGUGUGU
Messenger RNA from Mus musculus (house mouse), 2319 nucleotides. It is a transcript of the gene Gmfg, whose product is annotated as glia maturation factor, gamma. Gene Ontology annotation, molecular function: actin binding; Arp2/3 complex binding. Bases 104 to 532 code for a protein of 142 amino acids. The transcript is spliced from 7 exons. The record is from RefSeq and is marked validated. Gene Ontology annotation, biological process: actin filament debranching. NCBI's taxonomy places the organism in Eukaryota, Metazoa, Chordata, Mammalia, Rodentia, Muridae.